AUGACUCCUAUUCUACGGCUGUUCAUUUUGGCUGUCGCCUACUUGCAGUUAGGAAAGGCCAAAUCUAACGACAAACAACCCAACUGCCAAGAAUUCUCUAAGAACGUCACGUUCAAAGACGACCAAGCUAUCGGCAUCUGGCAUUUGUUGCAUUUCAAAACUGAGAAGUCUAACGGUUCAGGCGAGUCCCAUUGUGUCGAAUUUACAAAAGUUGGUGAAGAGGAGAGAAAAAACUUAGAAGAGCGUAUUGGCAAGUAUAUCGAGAACCUGAAAUGGGAGAACCUCGAAUUGAAAAUGCAGGUACCUUGUUCAACCGUGAAAUCCAAUAGAACACGAGACUACUAUCUGGAAAAACUGGAAGUCGACGGUUCUUACAGAACCCUUCAGAUGCCUGCCCCCACAGCGAAAUUGGAUUUAGCCGGAUUCCAUCGCUACCCCAUGCGCUUGAAACUUGUCGAAGGCCAAUACUUGGCAAUGAUGGAUUGCCAUGAAAAGUUCGUCUUCCUGUUGGGUAAGCAGCCUCCGAAUGGAACAGAUCUUGACGAACGUAUCAAGAAGAUGAUAGAUGCUUACUGGCCAGAAGAACUAAAU
This is a messenger RNA of Iphiclides podalirius (scarce swallowtail), 591 nucleotides long. NCBI's taxonomy places the organism in Eukaryota, Metazoa, Arthropoda, Insecta, Lepidoptera, Papilionidae. The record is from the annotation of a GenBank genome assembly.